Messenger RNA from Medioppia subpectinata, 3519 nucleotides. The record is from the annotation of a GenBank genome assembly. Lineage: Eukaryota; Metazoa; Arthropoda; Arachnida; Sarcoptiformes; Oppiidae.
AGCGAGACAAAAAAAUUUCACGACAAGAGAGACCACGAGUUCGCAGAUAAUAAGCAAACGAUUGCCGAAAAUGGGCUCCAAUUUGAAGACAAGAUUACGCUUGAAAUCAAAGCGACUGAUUUGGAGGAAAGAGUGAAAGAGUUGCUGACAAUCAGGUCUUCGGUUCGCAACGAAUUGAGACAAUUGGAGUCCAGAAGACGGGAUCUCUUGCAGGAGAUCUCGGAAUUCAAUAACAAAUUAGAGCUCUUGAAGUCACAGUUGGCGAAGAAGACCACAGAUUUGGAGAGAAUUCAGUUAGCAAACGAAAUACGCCCAGAAGGAGGUCCUCUUGAAGUCGAACGCGCUGUUGGAAACAAAUUAGAGCUCUUGAAGUCACAGUUGGCGAAGAAGACCACAGAUUUGGAGAGAAUUCAGUUGUCUUUAGAGCAAACGAAAUACGCCCAGAAGGAGGUCCUCUUGAAGUCGAACGCGCUGUUGGCGCCGCCUCUUCAGCUCCUGCCGUCGUUACCACAAACCAGUGAUGUGAAGAGCGGUAAUGAAGUAAACUCUGGAACCGUUUCGGACAGACCGUGGAAGAGGCGGAAGAAUGUCUACGAAUUGUGUCGAAUGCAUAACUGUUUUGAUUACUCGCGAUGUUCUCUAUUCUCGCCAUUCCUGCUAUACUUCUAUCACCCGGAGGUCGAGGACAUCGACGACACCAAAGAGUCUGAUAUAAGACAAGAGCGCAAACUUAUGGACGAGUUUCAGAGACUCCGGUCACAGAUUGUGGACUCGUUUAAUAGUAAUCUUCACAUCACAUUUGAUCCGACCGUUGCGUGCGUUUAUGUGGCCAUCCUUUUGAAGGACAAGAAUAAUGUUAUGACAAAAGACUAUUUGAAUUCAUAUCUCAAUUCAUUGUCUUAUUGGGCGGGCGAUGGACGCAAUCAUCUCAUAAUAAAUAUGUUUCGAGACAUUGAUUUGCAGACAAUCGACGGCUUAGACCUAAAGAAAGCCAUUUUAGUACAAACAAACUUCAAGAUUAAUAACUUCAGACCCGGUUAUGACAUAAUUUUGCCACAAAUACACGAAAGUAAUUAUUUGAGUGCCGAGGGUUUGGUCGACAAUAAUGUCCGCUUAUGUCCCGCACGACGCAAGUAUUUGGCCUCUUAUUUGGGACCAAUUGAUAGCAAUAAUAAUAUUCAAAAUCAAAUUAAGACAACACUUUUGAAAUUAUCUUCGCAUUUAUCCAAUAAUAAUGAACUGCUUUUUGAUUUCGUUUGCGACGAAAAGACCAGACGCUCAAUCCCUGUCGUGAUUGGCGGCGACUAUCUUCGGCUGCCAUUUGACGAAGUGAUUGACUGGCGUUUGGCGGCCAUUCGUCUACCGAUCGCCCGAAUCACUGAAUUACACUUCUUGUUGCGCUCGUAUUCAGACGCAGACAUUCUUGAGCUCAGACGCAAUGGACAGCUAUUUCUUGGCAGACAUUUAUCAUCGAUCGACGCCAUUAUUGACUCGAUUCUGGCGCUCGUAAGACAAUCACGUCUACAGAUCCCAUCGGCCGGCGCUCACGACGAACCGUCACUCAGUUUGUUUAACGCCACGAAUCCGAUGAAGUUCUUCGACGCCACCUCUGGUCUGGUUCUCGUCGACACCAACGCCGAGAACGAAGAGAGUUUGGGACCAAUUGAGCCCCCGUUCGCCUCCCCUUCAUAUCAGCGCAACUAUUCGUUAGUCAUUACAAACGGAUACAAACUCUGGAAUGACUAUCGUUUCGAUCCGUUCACUACAUAUCCGGCGCUGCCUUUCGAUCCGAUCCUCUCAUCGGACGCCAAAUUCAUUGGCUCUUCGUAUGGCUUUAGGCCUAUCGGCGGCGGAACCGGCGGUGCGGGCAAAGAGUUCAGCGAAGCGUUGGGCGGAAAUGUACCCAAAGAACAGUUCACUAUUGUUAUGCUUACCUACGAAAGGGAAGCCAUUCUCAUAGACUCUUUACAGAGAUUAAAAGGUUUACCGCAUUUAAACAAGAUUCUAGUCAUCUGGAACUCGGCUCGUCCGCCCUCUCCCGACCUGCGUUGGCCCGAAUUGGGUGCACCCAUACAUGUAAUCCGAGCCAAACAUAAUUCGCUGAACAAUCGGUUCCUGCCGUUCGCCGACAUCGAGACCGACGCCAUACUAUCGAUGGACGACGACGCGCACCUCAGACACGACGAGAUCAUCUUUGGCUUCAGGGUUUGGCGCGAGGCUCGCGACCGAAUUGUGGGCUUUCCGGGCCGUUAUCACGCAUGGGAUGAGCCCUUCUCCUCCUUUCUCUACAAUUCAAACUAUUCGUGCGAAUUAUCAAUGGUUUUGACCGGCGCUGCCUAUUUAUACACGUAUUCGAUGCCAAAAGCAAUUCGUGAUAAAAUUGAUGAUUACAUGAACUGCGAGGACAUAGCCAUGAAUUUUCUGGUCUCACACAUCUCACGGCAGCCGCCGAUUAAAGUGACCUCUCGUUGGACUUUCCGAUGUCCCGGUUGUCCGAUAAGUCUGUCUGAAGACGACUCGCACUUUAAUGAACGCCAUAAGUGUAUCAACUAUUUUGUCCAGAUUUACGGUUAUAUGCCUUUACUUAAUACUCAGUUCAGAGCCGAUUCUGUGCUCUUCAAGACCCUAAAAGCCGGUCAUCACUACGAAAGCCGGUAUUUGUUGGCCUCAAUCGGGAGAAAUGAUAACGUGGGCCAACCCUAUGCAACCCUAUCGGGCAUUAAUGGUAACUCAUACAAUCAGACCAGCGCUCAACUGAUCGCCGCAACAACUGUCACGACCAGCGGUUCCCACACAACACACCCCAAGACAUCGUCGCACGCAUUGACACAAACCAAUAGACGCCUCAAGACAUCCCAUUGUUGUCGACACAUAUAUACACACAUUCGAGAGACGCAUCCAGUGGUGAUGUCUUUGAAGCCAAAGCACGUGGAGUUCGAGCCGACGUGGAAUCAGAUCCGCUCGACUGUCGAGAAAGUGAUUGUCUUAAAGCACGUCCACAGAAGCGAAUGGAAUGACCGCUUCCCAGACUUGUAUCAGCUCUGUGUCGCCUUUCCCGAACCAUUGGGUGAUCGCGUAUAUCAGGAGACGAAGACAUUUCUGGACCAACACGUGAAACAGCUCUACCAAUCGGUGGUGAAGUCGUCGCACGAGAGCCUGUUGUCCGCAUACCAUCAACAGUGGCUUAUAUACCGCGAAGGUGUCACUUAUAUGAAUAUACUUUACAUGUAUUUAAAUACACAACACAUUAAGAAACACAAGUACUCGGAGGCGGACCUCUCGUACGGAUGCGUUGACUCGAGUGAACAGAUGCUUGAGAUCGGAGAACUGGGUCUUCACCUGUGGAAAGUGAAUAUGAUUGAACCCCUCAAAGACAGUUUGGUUGCGCUACUACUCGAGGCCAUCGAGGCUGAUCGCAUGGGUUUAUCGCAGAACAAGUCUGUAGUUCAGGGCGUUAUCCUAUCGCUGGUUCACGUGGAGGAGUACAAGAAGAAGGGUUCGCUCGACUUAUACCAGAAU